Linum tenue is the source of this 621-nucleotide messenger RNA. The record is from the annotation of a GenBank genome assembly. Lineage: Eukaryota; Viridiplantae; Streptophyta; Magnoliopsida; Malpighiales; Linaceae.
AUGUGCUCGGACAGAUUAGGUCAUCUUCCAGAACACAUUAUUCAUCACAUCCUUUCGUUUCGCGACACCAAGUCUGUCGUACAAACCUCUGUGUUGUUGCGAGCAUGGCGAAGUGCUUGGAAGCAUGUCGCUAAUAUUGACCUCCGUAGCGAUUCCUUCGAAGAGUAUCCAAGUUUCAGAACCUUUGUGUCUCAGGUUUUGUCGCUCCGCUACAAACUCAAUGUCCAGAAGCUGAGCUACAUAGAUUGCGGACCGCUCUUCUGCUGGGGGGAUGAAAGGAUUUUCAAGAUAUCAGGACCUCAAUUGCUUAGCUUGAAAAUACUGGAUAAUCUGCUGAACACCAAGGUUGAAAUAUCUGCACCGAAGCUCGAAUUCUUCAGUUUCUGGAAUGUCCUGGAAAUUCAUGAAUUAUCCAAGUUAAGCGUUCCUUCCUUGGUUCUUCAUGCUGAUAUUAAGUUUGCUUCCAAUGAACUGAGCGCGACUAUCAUCGAAUGGCCGACGCUAAUUGUGAUCGCCUUGUUCAAAGGUUUGAGCAAUGCGACAUCUCUCGUGCUGGAUUCCUUUAGCAUUCAGGUAAUCUGUAGUCUGACAUUGCUGCAAUAUAGGUGGCUGUCUUCCUGA